This is a messenger RNA of Lodderomyces pseudojiufengensis, 810 nucleotides long. RefSeq names its product 18S rRNA (guanine1575-N7)-methyltransferase (gene BUD23). The transcript has a single exon. NCBI's taxonomy places the organism in Eukaryota, Fungi, Ascomycota, Pichiomycetes, Serinales, Debaryomycetaceae. Bases 1 to 810 code for a protein of 269 amino acids. Gene Ontology annotation, molecular function: rRNA (guanine) methyltransferase activity. Gene Ontology annotation, biological process: rRNA (guanine-N7)-methylation. The record is from RefSeq and is a predicted model, not a curated record. Gene Ontology annotation, cellular component: nucleolus.
AUGUCAAGACCAGAAGAAUUAGCACCUCCUGAAGUGUUUUACAAUGAUUCCGAAUCAUUCAAAUAUACAUCAUCAACACGUGUACAGCAUAUUCAAGCAAAAAUGACACUACGAGCAUUAGAAUUAUUAAAUCUUGAUAAUCAAGAACCACAAUUAAUUCUUGAUUUAGGUUGUGGAUCAGGAUUAUCUGGAGAAAUAUUAACUGAAGAAGGAUAUAAUUGGAUUGGAAUGGAUAUAUCACCAAGUAUGUUAGCAACAGGAUUAGAUAGAGAUGUUGAUGGAGAUUUAUUUUUAGCUGAUUUAGGUAAUGGUAUACCAUUUAGAGCAGGAACUUUUGAUGCAGCUAUAUCAAUAUCUGCUAUUCAAUGGUUAUGUAAUGCAGAUUCAUCAAAUGUUGAUCCAAAAAAGAGAUUGCUAUUAUUUUUUAAUACAUUAUAUGCAUCUUUAAAAAGAGGUGGGAAAUUUGUUGCACAAUUUUAUCCAAUAAAUGAUUCACAAAUAGAAAGUAUAAUGUCAAGUGCUAAAUUAGCAGGAUUUGGAGGAGGAUUAAUAAUAGAUGAACCAGAACUGAAAAAAAAUAAAAAAUAUUAUUUAGUUUUAACUGCUGGUAUUACUGAAAGAUCAAUAAACUUAAAAGGAGCAGAAAUGGAAAUUCACGAAGAUACCAAAGAUAAUAAACGAAAGAAAAGAAAAUUAAUGGAAUCAAGAAAAGAAUUUAUAAAUAGAAAGAAAGAAACUAUGAGAAGAAGAGGUAGAAUAGUUGCAGAAGAUUCUAAAUUUACAGGUAGGAAAAGAAGACCUCGAUUUUGA